UCCCUUCGGUUGAAACUUUGCCAAACAUGGGAUAAGGUUGCUUAACCAAAUAGAUAAUGGUCACAACCAAAACUCAACUCCCCUUACUCUUAUGGCUGACACCUACUGCCCCGAUUGUAAGCGUCCCACGGAGGUCGUCUUCGACCACUCCGCCGGCGACACCGUCUGCUCUGAGUGCGGCCUCGUCUUGGAGGCUCAUUCCAUCGACGAGACCUCUGAGUGGCGAACCUUUGCAAACGAGUCUACUGAUAAUGACCCUGUUCGUGUUGGUGGUCCCUCUAAUCCUCUUCUCGCUGACGGUGGCCUUUCAACCGUCAUUUCUAAACCCACUGGAACUUCUGGGGAUUUCUUGACCACUUCUUUGGGUCGCUGGCAGAACCGUGGCUCCAACCCUGAUCGUUCUCUAAUCCAAGCGUUUAAGACUAUUGCCACCAUGUCUGACAGGUUGGGCCUGGUUGCAACCAUUAAGGAUAGAGCUAAUGAAAUUUAUAAGAAAGUAGAAGAUCAAAAACCUCUCAGAGGACGAAAUCAGGAUGCAAUUUUGGCUGCUUGCCUUUACAUAGCUUGUAGACAAGAAGACAAACCCCGCACUGUAAAAGAAAUAUGUUCAGUUGCUAAUGGAGCCACAAAGAAAGAGAUUGGCCGUGCAAAGGAGUAUAUUGUGAAGCAACUGGAGGUAGAGCUGGGUCAGUCUAUGGAAAUGGGGACAAUACAUGCUGGGGACUUCCUGGUUAGUUCAAUUCUGGCAUUUUGGAAUCUCUCCUGUUCUAUUAUUUUUAGUUAUCUUGACAGCAAUAAACAUCGGUUAGUUCAAUUCUGGCAUUUCCAGAGACGUUUUUGUUCUCAUCUUGGGAUGAAUAAUCAAGCAGUUAAAGCAGCUCAGGAAGCUGUACAGAAAUCUGAAGAGCUCGAUAUAAGGCGAAGCCCCAUAUCAAUAGCAGCAGCAAUCAUUUACAUGAUAACUCAGCUGUCUGAGGAUAAGAAACUUCUCAAAGAUAUAUCACUGGCUACAGGAGUAGCAGAAGGGACCAUUAGGAAUUCUUAUAAAGACCUGUAUCCCUAUGCUUCAAGGAUUAUACCAAGCUGGUAUGCAAAGGAGGAUGAUCUCAGGAGCCUAUGCAGCCCUUGAAGAUUCAAGAACAUCUGUAGUGUAGGGUAGGCUGCAGUGCAGCAUUUCUUUUUGAGUUAGAUGCUGCUUGCUUCUGUUCAUUAAUUUCUACUGCUUGACAAGCUCUAACUUGGCAGUGUAAUUAUUUGCAAUCUGUGACUGAUAAAAACUUGUUCAGAGUAACAUUCUCCAUUUUUUUUU
Manihot esculenta (cassava) is the source of this 1309-nucleotide messenger RNA. RefSeq names its product transcription initiation factor IIB. The record is from RefSeq and is a predicted model, not a curated record. The coding region runs from base 92 to 1129 and encodes 345 amino acids. Gene Ontology annotation, molecular function: TBP-class protein binding. Gene Ontology annotation, cellular component: nucleus; transcription preinitiation complex. The transcript is spliced from 6 exons. Gene Ontology annotation, biological process: transcription preinitiation complex assembly; DNA-templated transcription initiation. Lineage: Eukaryota; Viridiplantae; Streptophyta; Magnoliopsida; Malpighiales; Euphorbiaceae.